Messenger RNA from Aspergillus pseudotamarii, 815 nucleotides. RefSeq lists its product as uncharacterized. Bases 258 to 656 code for a protein of 132 amino acids. The record is from RefSeq and is a predicted model, not a curated record. The transcript has a single exon. Lineage: Eukaryota; Fungi; Ascomycota; Eurotiomycetes; Eurotiales; Aspergillaceae.
UUUUUUUUUAAGAAAAGCUCUUUGUACACGGUGUCCUUGACCGACCAUUGAGCACAUAGGUAUGUCUUGAUAACCCAAAGGAUUGUCGAUGAGAACACUUCUUCCCAUACAACUAGCCAAAUACCUAGCAACCGACAGGCAGGAUUUCAAUAGUAACCUUGCUUGACUUCGUCUGAUAAUGGUAGUCUGCCAUGAUGUAUGAUUAUUAGAGCGGUUAAUGAAUAGGGCAAAGCAACAAUGAUUUCGACGAUGAUCAAAUGUUGCAUGCCAUUACCACUAUGGGAAGGGGAAGGGGAAGAUCUAAGCACGUGCACCAAUGGCCAAAUGUAACGAUGGGUUGUUUAAAAUACAAUACCAUUGUUGUGUUGUUGUUCCUUUGUCCCCACUUGAGUCGGUCCGAAGUCGAGACCCCAACUGCAAUUCAUAACUAUCCUCGAUUGGCGUAUUUCGUGGUCAGCAACACGGAUGGCAACACCGCGGUAAGUACCUUACUCGGGCAGACCCCGGUGUCAGGUUUCCUACGAGUAGAGUCGCAAGCAGCUACUGACCAGAGCCCGACUCCGUGUCAUGGAGAACAUGCAAGAAAAGUACUUCACAACAAGGACAGAAGAAGGAAAAUGGGACAGUGGAAACUUAGGUUGGUGGUUAAUGAUUAACUUGAUUAGUUGCAGGUGAGAUGCAGUAGUCAGUGGGACUAAAUAAUCGUCGAUGGCUCGGCCGAACUUUCAUUUUCAUGGCUUUGCCAAGUUGAUGUUCCAGUAAGAUUGCAGUGCCCGCUGAACACGGAAUUCCACCUAUUACCACCUCAACUCCGC